This is a messenger RNA of Cynoglossus semilaevis (tongue sole), 2230 nucleotides long. RefSeq names its product spindle and kinetochore associated complex subunit 3 (gene ska3). The record is from RefSeq and is a predicted model, not a curated record. The coding region runs from base 172 to 1956 and encodes 594 amino acids. Gene Ontology annotation, cellular component: kinetochore; spindle microtubule; outer kinetochore. Lineage: Eukaryota; Metazoa; Chordata; Actinopteri; Pleuronectiformes; Cynoglossidae. Gene Ontology annotation, biological process: mitotic cell cycle; chromosome segregation. The transcript has 11 exons.
UGCAACAGGGGGCGCUGAACAAAAUUGACAACGACGGAGUGAACUUCCGGCCACGGCCGGAAAAGGAGGGGCGCCAAAUUCGAAAACACAGAGUAACUUGGCUGUGGAACAGUGACGUUUUGUAAUUUCAGUUAAUUUACCUCGUUUAAUUACAUCAAGUUUAUUGUCAAAAUGGACCCGACAAGUGUUUUCUUUGUCAAAUUGAGAAGAAUGGCAACGACUCUAGAGUCAGAAACUGCCAAACUGCAGCGGUCCUUUGAAAACCGUAACAACGAGGAAGACGGCGAAGCCACAGCGAAAGGGACUCGAGCCUUUCACGAACUAAAGUGUGAGUUCGUCGACCUGAAGGGUCAGGUGCAGAAUCAGCUGGCUCAGCAGAAAGUACAAGAGAAUGAGGUGAACACCUUUAUUAAAGCCUGCAGGCUGAUGGAGCAGCGGGUCAGUAAGGACAUCCAGACACUGACGGAACACUGGGAAAAAUACGGUUAUCAAGUGCCCAGAGACGCUCAGGGGCCGAACAAAGAAAAAACUAAGGAUUCAGAGACUACGGAUGAAGCUGGAAGUGAGGGUGGAACCGGGUCAACUGAUGAAGAUGAUGGUGAAGGACACGGGGAGCCUGGAGAUGAUCUGACCUCGUCCCCUGUGACAUCUGGACCCCGGCCCAUUGAUGAGUUGCUGAGAACCCCACAGCUGUCAGACUUUGGUCUGUCUGAGAUGCAGCUGAAGAGAGAUCUGGGUAAAUCAGAGUGGCUCUCUGAGCUCCCUCCUAUGCCUGAGAUCACCGUCGCACCACCUUCGUUUAAUACCCCUGCCCCACCCACUAUGUCCUUAACCUCCAAAUGUGCUCUACAUAUGGAUGAUGAUGAACUCCGGACCCCUGAGAUGCACAUCUUUGACAUUUCUGAACAAACAAAGUGUUUGAAACAGGACCUCACCGUGGAACUGCUUAGGAAGGACGUUGAGUCCCAAAGGCUACAAAACAAACCUGUGGAUUUUUUAAAGGAAAGUUUACCAACAAAAGGCCUCAAAAUGAAAACGACAAAUGGUCACCGCUCUCCAUCUGAGCAAGUAGAUGGUGAACCAGAACUAUCAGUUAGCCCAGGACACACUACGACACCUGAUGUCCCAGAAUUUCAGACCCCGUAUGUGAAUCGACUUUUCAGUCACAAAAAGCAAUGCCAAAGUGAACAGCAGCCUAAACCAGUCAAUGUGCCUGCUGAUGACGACCUCAGCACCUUUGACCUUACAACACCACGUCAUAACGGAGUCGGCGGCUCCAAACGCCCCUGGGAGUACAAUGUGCCCAAUACAUCCAUGCUAAGUGAGGAGGAGGAGAAGAUGCCUGAGAUGCCGAACCUGCAGUCUCUCCUGGGAAUGUCUCUACAAAGUGUCUCCCAGAAAACUGCAAAAGUUCAGAAGAGAACCAAGGAGCAAAUAAAUGUCUACAAGGACCUGAGUGACAACAGUCUGGAGACAGAUGGAGCCACUGUAGAGUUCAAACUGGGGACACCUCGUAUGAGGAUGGACCAGCAGGAACCCAGCACCCCAGAGAUGCCUGACCUCAGCUCAGUGACACAGGACAUCUGUAAACUUGUUUCUCAGGCUCAGCUGAAAAGGACCGACGUGGCUGUAGUCAAACCAAAUGUCAGACCAGCAAAAGAUGUAAACAGCGCUGCCUGUCUGUCUCUGGUGUCUGAGAGCGAGUACCUGAGAUUACCAAACUACCUGAGGCAGAUCAGCCUGAACAACCUCAACCAGAUGGUCCACAGCAUCAACAGUUUUAUCACCGAGUUUCCAGGUAGAGGGACAGAGCUUCAGUUUGAUGAACUAAAAAGGAUCGGCAAUGUUGGAGCCAAGACUCCUGUAUACAUCCUGUGUCUGACCGAGCUAAACAGGCUGCAGCACGUGAGAGGAGCCAGGGACACCUCUGUGUACAUGCUCUGCGCGGGCGCCUAGUGGUUGUUCAGAGAAUGUUGGUUUGGAAAAUUGUAUAUUUAUUGUAAAUUACAUAUCUAUUGUUAGAAAGAAACAAAACUAAAUUAGAAAAAAAGUGUUACAAAACGUUCUUCAAUUAAAUCAGUUUUUAAUUCUCAUUAAGCAAAAAAAGCACAGUUGUCUGGAUCAGUAUGUUUUAUGAGUCAGACCAUGCUAGCUUGUAAGUUUUACAACUUAAGAUUUAAGAUUGUUUCUGCUGUAUAUACGUAUAAAUAAAGGGAGAUGUGUUGAUAAA